Cladophialophora carrionii CBS 160.54 is the source of this 768-nucleotide messenger RNA. RefSeq lists its product as uncharacterized. Lineage: Eukaryota; Fungi; Ascomycota; Eurotiomycetes; Chaetothyriales; Herpotrichiellaceae. The transcript has 3 exons. Bases 1 to 768 code for a protein of 255 amino acids. The record is from RefSeq and is a predicted model, not a curated record.
AUGUCUUCACCUCCUCGCGUCCUUCUUCUACUAGGCGCCGGAUCCAACCUCGGGGCCAAAAUAGCGCAGACCUUCUCGACAGCAGGCUACAAGGUCGCGCUCGUGGCCCGAUCACUGGACGAAGGUCCUCAACAGCAGAGCGGACAUCACCAUAUUCGAGCAGACCUCAGCAAUCCCGACUGCAUCCCGGAAGUGUUUGAGAAGGUGAAACUCCACGUCGGCAUUCCCAGCGUGGUAGUGUACAAUGCCGUGCAGUACACCCUCGACGACCCGGCGGACCCGUUCGCCUCGCUCAUGCCGGAGAAGGUGUCUCAAUUCCACACGGCGAUGGCGGUCAACGGCACGACGCCUCUGAUCGCCAUGGCUCAUGCCGUUGCUUCGUUUCGCAAUCUGCCGGCCGAGAUGCCCGGGAGGACGUUCAUUUUUACAGGAAACAUACUCAACCGGUCUCCGUUCGUGAACCGGUUCUGCUUCGGCUGCGCGAAGGCAACCUGUGCUUAUGGGAUUCACUUCGCUUCGGUGAUCUACGCGAAGGAGCGAAUCAGGUUCUACUACGCGGAUGAGCGCACGGUGGCGGGAUUGCCUGUCAUGCGAGAAAUUGACGGUCCCGCCGCGGGAAAGGUCUAUCUGGAAAUUGCAGAAUGUGCUGAACGGCGGGCCUGGCACUACACGUAUACCAAGGAUGGGGAGUAUAGGGAUUUUGGAGAGGCCGACUAUCUGCAGAUCAGAGAGGGUGGGCCUGGAUUGUCGAGGGGCGGAAGAAGUUGA